This is a messenger RNA of Ilex paraguariensis (yerba mate), 1894 nucleotides long. The record is from the annotation of a GenBank genome assembly. Lineage: Eukaryota; Viridiplantae; Streptophyta; Magnoliopsida; Aquifoliales; Aquifoliaceae.
AUGAAGAGAGUUUUCGGAAUAAAGAAAGACAAAGAACCCCCACCUACGAUUAACGACGCCUCCGAUCGAAUCAAUAAAAGAGGUGACACAGUGGAUGAGAAGAUCAAAAAGUUGGAUGCGGAACUUGCUAGAUACAAAGAGCAGAUCAAGAAAACCCGACCAGGUCCAGCUCAAGAAGCUGUCAAAGCUCGAGCCAUGAGGGUUCUUAAGCAAAAAAGAAUGUAUGAAGGACAGCGCGAUAUGCUAUACAACCAGACAUUCAACCUGGACCAAGUUUCCUUUGCUGCCGAGGGAAUUAAAGAUGCUCAACAAACAAUGUCAGCUUUGAAAUCAGCAAACAAAGAACUGAAAGGAAUGAUGAAGACCGUGAAGAUUCAAGAUAUAGAUAACUUGCAAGAUGAGAUGAUGGAUCUGAUGGAUGUGAGCAAUGAAAUCCAAGAGUCCCUUGGUAGAAGCUACAAUGUACCUGAUGACAUCGAUGAGGACGAACUCAUGGGUGAGCUUGAUGCUCUAGAAGCAGACAUGGGGAUGGAGACUGAAGGUGAUGGGGUACCCGCUUAUCUUCAACCUGAUAAUGAACCUGAUCUAGAAGCAGAACUCAGCUUGCCUUCGGCACCAACUGGGCACGGAGCGGUUCCAGCUGGAAGAGCCAACAACCAGGCUGAAGAUGAACUGGGUUUACCCGCUGUCCCUCGUGCAUCCCUUCGUGGUUAGAGAGCGAGUUGGCUGGGGUGAGUUACUAUUUGCAUUUUCUCAAGGGUCUAUUCAUCAUCUCGGAGGGAUCAGGUUGGGUUGAACCAUUGUAAACAUACUGUGCAGAAUUUAUCCCUGGUUGCUGUAGUGUUGUUUUGCUAAUUAAUGUCAAAUAAUUGACUAUAUUUCAUGAUAAAGCACCACGGUGCACACUAAAAAGGUUCCAAAAGAAAUUAUUAUUGUCAACAGGCUGUGGGAAUUGGGAGGGAAAAUUGCAGGAAAACUGAUUUCAAUGUGGUUAUUGAUCAUUUUAUGUGGAGAUUCUGUGAAAAUUUAUAUUGCAUUAUUCUAUCCAUUUAACUUAUGGUAUGAUAUUAUUUACCCAAAAAAAACGUAUGCUAUGAUAGGUUGAAUUGGGGGUGAGUUUGACCAAGACUUGGUACCAUGUGUGCAAAAGUAUUUCAAGUGGCUAGACUUGUCCUGUAAUCUGGAAAGCUUGGUUGAUGUACCCAUGCCUUCAUUCCUUAAGGUGACCAUAUCAAAAGCAAAGUCCCUCAUCUCUAACGCAAGUGCUCUAGAAUUUGCUAAGAGAUUUAUGGUUUAUAAGGUUACACUUGACUUUAGUCCUGUAUUCCUUCGGAUUGUCCGUACUCUCUCUUUUGGAGUUUCAGUUUUCCUGUUUUAAGAGUUGCGAGUCAAUUUGCUGUGUUCGUACAGGUUAUGCGGUGGAUCUUAAGUUUACUCAUGUCAAGGUCUUCCGACAUCUAAAUGUAGAUCUCCCCCAUCAGUCAGACAGAUGCGAGCGUUAGAGAUUCAAGAUUCCCGAUAGAAUCGAUUCAAGCGAUUGAAAGAGGACAGAUUGAUUGAUAGUGGUUGGACGGAUGACCGUGUUAUUGGAUGAGCUGCUUUGCUAGACUUGUCUAAAAUUAAAUGAACUCUCAGGAGCUAAACCAAGGAGCUAGUCAAACUCACAUGUAAUUGGUUCGAGUCUCACUAGUUAUAUAAAUCUUGAAUUUGUGGUUAUACAUGUGCACCUGACGACUUGAAGAAGUGGCACUGGCCCAGCGUUUCGAGUCUUCGUUCCUUGCCUUUUGCCUAAUGCACCAGUUUACAAGAUUGUGUUAUUUUCUAUCGAUUUCAAAGAGGGAAAGAAUCAUUCCUAGAUCUAUGAAUUACUUCCUUUUCCGGUACCCGGAAUUUA